CUCCUCGCCCAUGUCCGAUCCAAGAUGGCCGGGAUCCCUUUGUAUUUUGUGGAUUUGCAGGAUGACUUAGAUGAUUUUGGAUUUGAAGAUUAUGGACCAGACUGUGAUAGCAUGAGGAUAACAGCAUUCUUAGACAUUCCAGGACAGGAUAAUUUGACUCCACUGGCUCGUCUAGAAAAAUAUGCCUUCAGUGAAAAUGUAUUUAACAGGCAGAUUAUUGCCAGAGGUCUUUUGGAUGUCUUUCGUGAUUUCAGCAAUAAUGAGGAAGAUUUCCUGACUGUAAUGGAGAUUGUGGUCAGGCUCUCUGAAGACGCAGAGCCGACUGUACGUACGGAGCUGAUGGAACAAAUACCUCCAAUUGCCAUUUUUCUGCAAGAAAGUCGACCAAAAUUCCCAACAGCAUUUUUUGAAUACCUUAUGCCCAUAGUAGUGAGAUAUCUUACAGAUGUGAACAAUCAGGUUAGAAAGGCGGGUCAAGAAGCACUGCUCAUACUUUUGGAACAAGAUCUUGUUUCUCAGAGUGACAUUGAAAACAAGGUGUGUCCAAUUCUGUUGGACCUCUCUGCUCCUGACAGUGAUGAUGAGUACAAGGUGGAAGCUGUGAACAUAAUCUGUAAAAUGGCUUCUAUGCUGAGCAGAACAACAGUUGAGCACUUGCUACUUCCUCGUUUCUGUGAACUUUGCAGUGAUGGGAAGUUGUUUCAAGUCCGAAAGAUCUGUGCAGCUAAUUUUGGUGACAUUUGUAAUGCAGUUGGGCAAGAAGCCACAGAAAGACUUCUGAUUCCCAAGUUCUUUGAGCUUUGUUCUGAUAGCGUUUGGGGCAUGAGAAAAGCUUGUGCUGAAUGCUUUAUGGCGGUGUCUUACACCACAUCCCCAGAGGUCCGCAGAAGCAAACUGUCCCCACUCUUCAUCAGUCUUAUUAGUGACACUUGUAGAUGGGUUCGUCAGGCAGCUUUUCAGUCUCUUGGCCCUUUUAUUUCUACUUUUGCAAAUCCUUCAAGUGCUGGGCUCUACAUUCGGGAAGAUGGGACACUGAGUAUCCGACCAUCAGUUCAAGAUGUAAAUUCCAAUUCCUGUCAACCAACCAACAAUAUAACUGUAAUUGCCUCUACUGCAAAUGCUGCAUCAUGCAGUUUGGAACAGCCAAUGGAAAUCAAAUCAGAGUCAUCAACUGAGGAGACUUCAGCUGAAGUUCAUGUGCCACUCUCCGUUGAGAACCUUAAUAGAAACACGUGGGAAGCAAGUUCAGAUUGCUAUAUGAGUUCUGGAGAAGACCUGUCUAGACUGUCUCAGGAUGAUGGAGUUGGUGCUGGUGUGGCAGAAGUCGCUAAGGACAUCAAUUUCCCAGGAAUUACCUCAAGGCUACAAUGUUCUGAGGAUGUAUUUAAUACUUUUCUAUACUGGCGUCCUCCACUGCCUGAUAUAAGUCAGGAUCUGGAGUUGCUUCAGUUCAAGACUGAGAAGCACAAAGAAAGCUGCUCAGUGCCAUGUAAUAACUGUGUUGCUAGUAGUGAAAUAAAAAAAGUUCUGGAAAGCUUACAGGAGCACAUAGAUGAUCCAGAUGUUCAAGCUCAGGUCCAAGUGUUGUCUGCUGCUCUCAGAGCUGCUCAGUUUGAUUCUGUUGGGGAUUGUGAGACCAGGAAAAUGGAAGAGAGCAGUGGUGAACUUCAGAAUAAAACCAUUUCAGAUCAAACAGCUGUUUCAGAUGCUACCUGCAACCGGGUGGAGGAAGACACUCUUUCAUCCUCCGUGUCUCAAGAUGGCAUCACUGAGCAGCCCACUACCAGUAUACUGAAGAGCACAGACUCAGAACAACCCAGAGCAACCAGUGUAUUUUUAAAGAAAGAACAGGAAAGUCCUCCGCCAUUUGAAGAUGACAAGUCAAAGUUACAGGAUAUCAUACCUCAACCUUUACUAGACCAGUACUUGUCCAUGACUGACCCUGCUCGAGCACAGACGGUUGAUACUGAAAUAGCCAAGCACUGUGCAUACAGUCUUCCUGGAGUGGCCUUAACGCUGGGUAGGCAAAACUGGCACUGCUUGAAAGAUACCUAUGAGACACUGGCCUCAGAUGUACAGUGGAAAGUACGUCGAACAUUGGCUUUCUCUAUACAUGAACUGGCAGUUAUUCUGGGGGAUCAGCUAACAGCUGCUGAUCUGGUGCCAAUUUUCAAUGGCUUCCUGAAAGACCUAGAUGAAGUGCGCAUUGGUGUCCUUAAACAUCUCUAUGAUUUUCUAAAGUUACUUCACGCAGACAAAAGACGAGAAUAUCUUUACCAACUUCAAGAAUUUGUGGUGACUGAUAACAGCAGGAACUGGAGGUUUCGUUACGAGUUGGCAGAGCAGCUAAUCCUGAUACUGGAACUCUACAAUCCCAAUGAUGUCUAUGACUACUUAAGACAUAUUGCACUAACUCUCUGCUCCGAUAAAGUUUCAGAAGUUCGGUGGAUCUCCUUCAAGCUGGUUGUGGCAAUACUACAGAAGUUCUAUGCAAACAAUGCAAAUGCACUGGGAUUAAAUUUCAUUAAUGAACUCGUAGUGAGGUUUCGCCACUGCUCUAAGUGGGUUGGAAGACAAGCUUUUGCCUUCAUUUGUCAGGCUGUGGUAGAAGAAGAAUGUAUGCCUGUUGAUCAGUUUGUUGAACACUUACUCCCCAGUCUUUUAAGUCUUGCUUCAGAUCCUGUGCCAAAUGUAAGGGUUCUGCUUGCCAAGGCUUUAAGGCAGACAUUAUUGGAGAAAGCUUAUUUUAAGAGCGUUGGCAAUCCUCAUCUAGAAGCUGCGGAGGAGACUAUUCUAGCUUUGCAGUCUGACAGUGAUCAAGAUGUGUCCUUCUUUGCUACCAUAAAACUAAAACAAAACAACAUGGACAGUACUCCCACUGAAAAACAAACCUAAUAUGUUCUUCUCCAGUAAGUUUUGAACAUCAAAAUGAUUAUUUGCACAGCACUCAUGGUUAGUAUGAAUAAGGUGAACAAACAGAAACUUCUCCUUGCCUUCCUGAGUUAAAAAGGGCCUAUUGAGAAUUGCUGUAAUCUUCAUUCCAUGACCACCUUUCAUCUCCAAUGUUUUUCUACCUUUGUUUUUGAGCAAUUGAUUUUUGGUGAUUGGAGAUCACAUUUCUUUUUUUAACAAAACAGUUCCAGUAGUUUGCUUGCUAUAAGCUUGUAUUAUUUUCUAAAUCUUACAACUUGAUUAUAGCAAGUUUACCUGAAGAUAUUAUUUCCUUGGUUUUAUUGUAGCUUUUGUAUUGUUUCAAGUAUUGCAUUUUAUUUUAACUGGAGGAAUUGUACAUAUGUGUAUAGCUCUUAAAUUUUAAAAAAGGAUGAAGAAUUUAAUUCUGUAUCAGUGGAAAAAAGCUCAAUCAUUUCAUUUUAUAAAGUAGUUAUUCUGCUGGAGGUAAAGCACGGUUCAUUUUUACUUAAUAUAAUGUGAUAUUUUUCAAAGCACAGAGCUCUGACUUUUUUUUUGGUGACUUUUUGUUACUUAUUUCUAAACUAUACUCUUACAGGUGUUAACACUGCUUUUGUUACUGCUGGUGCUUGUAGCUGUAGAGAGACUGUUAAUUUCCAAACUGAAAAUUACUUAUUGUACCCUAGUAAAGUUCCCUUCAACUAAAGGAUUCAGUUCUUACUACAUGUGUAUUAUCUUAAGAAGGAUAUUGCAGAAUUUUACGGACUUCAAGCUUUUUUACAGGUCUAUUUCAUGCCCGCUUCAUUUGAAAAGCACUGUUAAGUGGGCCAACAUUCAGAUUCCCAUCAGCCUGUUACUUUUUUCAUAAGAUGUAGAGGACAUCUAAGUUCUGGAGAAACUCCAAAUAGUAAGUGUUCAGGGUAAAGAUGUUAAUUCAGUUUGCUCUAGAACUUUUCUUUAUUAUAUGAUAAGCGUUGAGGCAGACAACAGAUAUAGGUUAUUAUGAUCCUUAAGCUUGAGCAGGACAUGCCUUUUGUUGAUUUAGACAGGUGUUUCAGAAGACAAUAUACAAAUGAAACAAAAUUCCAUUAAUCUGAUAUCUUCUCACUAGUUUGCAGAAUAGCAACUGCUAGUACUUUUUGGUGGAUGCUGUCUUCUGUCAUGCUCCAGACCUACAUUACCCUACAGGAAAUGUAGAGCCUGAAACAAAAAGAGGGUUUUUUUUUUUGUUGGUUUUUUUUUUUUUUUGGUUUGGUAGUUUGUCCUGUUCAAGAAGAAAAAGUUCUCAGUACUAGAAAAAUGGUCUCAUGUAAUAAGUUACUUUGAGUACCCACUAAUUUGUUGUCAGUAGGCCUGUGGAGAUAUUUCUGUCCUCUUAUUUCACUUUAAAUUGUUUUUUAAGAUGUGGCAUGUCUGAGAUAUGGAAUCCAGCUGAGAAACCUACUUGCUGUAUUUUUUAAGAGUACAGUUUUGUAUAAGUUUGUCUAACUAGUCUUGUAUUAUAAUGUACAGUAUUUGUAAUAAAUUGUUUUCUUGUAAGUUCACAAUACUUUUGGAAGGUAAAGGCAGAAAUGUACCAUUGCCAUCACCACUCUUACAGUAACAGUAUAAACUGUAAAUUCUUCAACAUUCUACAUUUAAUUUUUUACAAUUUUUUUAAUAAUUUUAAAUGGUUCUUCACUACAGACUUUUUAUGAUUGCAAUUUCUUAACAAAGAUUCUUCAAGUUAAUUUUUUCUAGUUCUAAUAUCUUUUUCUAAUGCUGGCAUUAUAUUGGUAUUUUAUAACAGUUCAAAUUUUCUAAGGCCCUUCUGAUAAGGUUUUACUUCUGUUUUUCUAUUAUCAGCUCAUUAAAUUUCUCAGCACUGAUCAAAAUUUGUGUGUGUAUAUGUAAGUAUGUUUGUAAUGUACAUGAAGUUGAACAUUGACACAGCCCAGGUUUCUAUUUGUUAGAUAAUGAUUUGUCACCUUGCAAUAAUCCACUGAAAAACACACAAGCUUUCGUGUUUUGGCAUGUUUGAUUAGUGUUCAUUAAGAAUUUUUAGUUAGAAUAUAUAUAAACAAUAAGCCGCCAUCUGUAGAAGUUCACUAAAAGCUAAAUAAAGAUCUUUGUUUUUGACAGUAUUUAAUACCUCUCUAGCUCUGGAAAUCACAUCUUUUCCAAAUGAUAAGAUUUCAGUAGAGCAUUUAAAAACUUGUUUAGACUCUACAGUUGCAUGCACUAAUGGAGGACACCAUAGCUUUUGGGUAUGUCUUAUUUUCUUUUUGUAGACAAUGUGCCGGUCUGUUAAUGCAGGUUUACCCUUUACAAGAUUUGCCUUUUUGUUAUAAUUUUCUACUAGAGAUGAUUUCAGCAUGACUAAAGACCGCACUUUAUGUCUUGUUCUAGACAAAUGUGUACAAUGAUGAGUAAAGCUGUGUGUUAACAUACAAUUCUCUGGGUUUAAAUUAUGCAAAAAAGUAUGUGUUUUAACAGCCAGAUGAAACAAAGUUAGUUAGUUGAUCCACUUCCACAAAAGCAGUAAGGAUAUCACUUUAAAGCAUUUCUAGCUAAGGAACAUGAAAAUAACGUUAGUGGGUGCAAUAUUGCUUGACUGUUACAGGAAAUUAUCAAGCACUUGUAAUCCAAAGCAUGUUAGUCAUGUUGCUUAGAAUUGAAACUCACUGGUAUCUUAUGUAUGAUGUACACUUGGCAUCUGUGGGGAUGCUGCCCUAGCGGCAGUUGUGACUGUACACAGUGUUGUUUAGAACCCAGUUAAAUGGAGACACUCUGGAAGUGUCAUUCAUUUGUCAAAAUAGAGAAUCUAUGUAACUUUCUAUUUGUAUUUAUCUCAAUAAAAUCUGUGACUGUUUUAUAAAUCAA
This is a messenger RNA of Gallus gallus (chicken), 5772 nucleotides long. RefSeq names its product protein phosphatase 4 regulatory subunit 1 (gene PPP4R1L). Gene Ontology annotation, molecular function: protein phosphatase regulator activity. The record is from RefSeq and is a predicted model, not a curated record. The coding region runs from base 25 to 2895 and encodes 956 amino acids. NCBI's taxonomy places the organism in Eukaryota, Metazoa, Chordata, Aves, Galliformes, Phasianidae. The transcript is spliced from 20 exons. Gene Ontology annotation, biological process: protein dephosphorylation.